Molecule: messenger RNA, 933 nt
Organism: Eptesicus fuscus (big brown bat)
Lineage: Eukaryota; Metazoa; Chordata; Mammalia; Chiroptera; Vespertilionidae
Product: leukocyte immunoglobulin-like receptor subfamily A member 6
Biological process (GO): cytokine-mediated signaling pathway
Molecular function (GO): inhibitory MHC class I receptor activity
Source: RefSeq, a predicted model, not a curated record
AUGGACGUGCUGAGGAUGAAGGAGACCCCAUUGGAUUGGACCAUCGUCUCCGUCUAUACACCCCACAUCCAAAGCACCGUCUGGGCUGAGCCAGGUUCUGUGAUCCCCUGGGGGAUCCCAGUGACCAUCUGGUGUCAAGGGACCCGAAGGACUGAGAAGUACCUUCUGGAUAAGGAGGGAAGCCCCGUGCCCUGGGACAGAGGGAAUCCAUUGGAGCCUGGGAACAAGGCCAACUUCUCCAUCACACGCAAGACAGAGCAUGAUGUAGGGAUAUAUCGCUGUUACUAUCUCAGCCCUGAUGGCUGGUCAGAGCGCAGUGACCCUCUGGAGAUGGUGGUGGUGACAGGAUUCUACAGGAAACCCAGCCUCUCAGCCCUGCCCAGCCCUGUCGUGACCUUACGAAGGAGAGUGACCCUCCAGUGUGGCUCAUGGCAGGGAUAUGACAGGUUCCUUCUGACUAAGGAAGGAGAUCACAGGCUCUCCUGGACCCAGGACUCAGAGCCACACCCCACUGGGCGGUCCCAGGCCCUUUUCUCUGUGGGCCCUGUGACCCCCACUCACAGGUGGACGUUCAGAUACUAUGUGUUAAGGAACAGACCCUAUGUCUGGUCACACCCCAGUGAGCCCCUAGAGUUCCUGGUCUCAGGUGAGUCUGGGAAGCCCUCCCUCCUGAGCCAGCAGGGCCCCAUCGUGGCCUCUGGACAGAGCCUGACCCUCCAGUGUCACUCUGAUGUCGGCUAUGACAGAUUCGCUCUGUCCAAGGAGCGGGGACGGGACCACACCCAGAGCAUGAUUCCACUGGAAACUGCUAUAGUGAGAAGUUUCCCCUCUUGUGGGCACCACUCUGCAUGCCCUGUGCCCCCUGGAGGCCUCCAGGCCCUCAGUGCUCACCUGAGACUCAGGGGGGACCAUGGGCAGCUCAUGAGAAACUAG